AUUGCAACGCAGAAAUGGAAAGCAGGGUCAAAACCAAAAGGGUCUGCACCAUUGAACCCAAAAACGACAUCGUACCAACACGGAGCUGGGAUGCAAUGAUCCCAGAAAUAUUAUCCUUGAUAUUCACGAAAAUAGUCCCCGUGGAAGAAAUGGUGAGGGCGGUGAGCUUAGUCUGCAGAGGGUGGCUGGAGACGGUGGUGGGGCCGUACUGUUGGAAUGAGAUUGACGUGGAACAUUGGUGUCGCAGCCACUGGAACAGCUGCAACGCCGGCAAUCGCCGUGGUGGGCUCCUUAUUGACUCGGUAGUUAGGAAGCUUGUUCGCCGGAGCAAGUUUACCGCCGGAAAGUUCUGUGCUUAUCGCUUGGGUAAUGCCGGUUUCUCUUACGUCGCCAACUGUGGAAGAUGUCUCAAGGUCCUAAAAAUUCCAGUAAGUGAGAUAACUGAUCAGGUAGUAGAAAAGCAUGCAGAAUUACUAGUGAACUUGACAGAACUGGAUAUCAGCUAUUGUCUGAAGCUCACAAGCAAAAGCCUUGAAGCAUUUGGGAAACACUGCAAAUUCUUGACUCAUUUGAAGAGGAACAUGCCACCACUGGAGCUUGGGGCAGUUGUGGCUUCAGAGACUGAUGAUGAUGAGGCAUUCGCGAUAGCCAACACCAUGGCAGAGCUUGAUCAUCUUGAAUUUGGAUUUGCUCGCAUGACUGAUCAUGGCCUUAGCACGAUACUUACUGCGUGUAAGGCUCUUACAUACCUUGACAUUCAGGGAUGUUGGAAUGUAAGAUUGGAGGGAGCUCUUGAAGAAAGAUGCGAAGAGCUUUUGGUUUUCAAGACUCCCUGGACUGAUAUUGAAAGUGAAAGUGAGGGAUCUGUGGAAAAUGAUAGCAGGGGAGAUGAUCAGAGCUCUGAUGAAUCAUCUUCUUCUGAUUCAGCUUAAAUUACAAACAUUUGGUUCACUUUUU
Molecule: messenger RNA, 957 nt
Organism: Coffea eugenioides
Lineage: Eukaryota; Viridiplantae; Streptophyta; Magnoliopsida; Gentianales; Rubiaceae
Product: F-box protein FBW2-like
Exons: 2
Coding region: 15-932 (305 amino acids)
Molecular function (GO): protein binding
Source: RefSeq, a predicted model, not a curated record